Molecule: messenger RNA, 1083 nt
Organism: Arctia plantaginis
Lineage: Eukaryota; Metazoa; Arthropoda; Insecta; Lepidoptera; Erebidae
Source: the annotation of a GenBank genome assembly
AUGAUAAGAGGUGAUAUUAGAGAUUCCGUUAUAAAAUUUCCAGAUUGUGAACCAAUCAGUAUAUGGGUACUUAUGCGUCAUGGCAAAAGAAACCCUAGUAUCAAUUUUUUAAGGGAAAUGAAAGAGACACUUUUUAUUAAAGAUUAUAUAGUAUCAAGUUAUGAAAGAGGUAACAGUACACUGUGUGCUCAAGAUAUCGACAACUUUCGUGAUUGGGUUAUUGAAGAUGAAAUAUUCGAAAAAGUUAACCAAUUAUCUGAUGAAGGUUAUGAAGAAAUGACGAGGAUUCAAGCUAGCCUGGAAGCAUAUGUCAAAGGCCUUGGCAACAAACAUUUGUAUAUUGAACCUCCAAAAGAUGGCUUCGACAUUUUAGCUCCGUUUAAAUUUUGCAAUAAAUAUAUAAAUGGCGUAAUAUUAAAUAAUGCUACGUUUAUGGAAGUACGGAAGUAUCAACAGACUUCUGAAUAUCUCGAGACAAAAAACAGGAUUCAAAGACGACUUGGAAUCGAUUACUCUCUAACAGACGAGAACGUUAUGGCUAUAUGGAAUUUUUGUCGAAGUAAUUCUUCGGGUAUUUUGAAUAAAUUUAGCCCAUGGUGUGCAUUGUUAUCUGCUGAGGACUUAGAAGUUAUAGAGUACAUAGAAGAUUUAAAACAUUACUAUAGAAACGGCUAUGGAAUAUACGAAAUGAGUAAAGCGUUUGGUGCAAUCGCGCUUUCAGAUAUAUUAGUUAAAUUUCAAAACGCCAAAAGUAACGGAACGAAAAUCACGUCCUACGUCACCGAUUCUACAGUUAUGGACAUGAUGGUCACAGCACUUGGUCUUUUUAAGGACGCCGCUCCAAUAACUGGAAAAGAGAGGAAACGUGAUCGAAAAUGGAAAACGAGCACUAUUUCAACUUUUUCCAGUAAUAUUCUAGCAGUUUUAAACAGGUGUGGAAACACAACAGACGAAAAUUUUAAUGUUGUCUUUUACUAUAACGAAGAGCCUUUAAAAUCAAUUUGCAAUGAAGGAGUGUGCAGUUGGAAAGAAUUCGAAGAUAAGUUUACUCCCUUUUUGGACACAAAAAUAGAUUUUUGUUAA